Molecule: messenger RNA, 1488 nt
Organism: Aspergillus luchuensis
Lineage: Eukaryota; Fungi; Ascomycota; Eurotiomycetes; Eurotiales; Aspergillaceae
Product: putative cell surface receptor/MFS transporter (FLVCR)
Exons: 4
Coding region: 1-1488 (495 amino acids)
Biological process (GO): transmembrane transport
Cellular component (GO): membrane
Molecular function (GO): transmembrane transporter activity
Source: RefSeq, a predicted model, not a curated record
AUGGACUCCAGAGCACCCCAGGAUUCGGCAGGUUUGCACCAUGGCUCUGCCACGACUGCUCCAGCUGAGCUGCCUCCGUCGGGCCCGGUCUACAAGGUCUACAAGCGGCGGUUCUGGGGACUGGCGCAGCUGGUGCUGUUGAACAUUGUCGUUAGUUGGGAUUGGUUAACCUUUUCCUCGAUAUCAACUACUGCGGCUGAGCAUUUCCGCGUUUCUGAGAGCGCCAUCAAUUGGAUGAGCACUGGUUAUCUCUUCGCUUUUUGUGUCGCCAGCCCAGUCGUGAUCUUCACUCUCAAUAAAGGUGGCCCUAAACCCGCCAUCAUCACCACUUCAACUCUCCUCCUCGUCGGCAAUUGGAUUCGAUAUGCAGGGACCAAAGCGAGAGGAGGCAUCUUCGGUGUCGCCAUGUUUGGUCAGAUCCUCAUCGGACUCGCGCAGCCAUUCUGUCUGAGCGCUCCAACGCGAUACAGCGACCUCUGGUUUUCUGACCAGGGCCGGACCAGCGCAACGGCCGUAGCCACCCUUGCCAAUCCGUUGGGUGCAGCUUUGGGAGAGCUGAUUGACUCUUUCUGGGCGACCAAACCAAGCGAAGUCCCGAACAUGGUUCUGUACAUCUCUAUCAUCGCAACGGUAGCAGCACUUCCCUCAUUCUUCAUUCCCUCCCAACCCCCGACGCCUCCAAGCGCUUCAUCUGCGAGCACCAACGCCUCCACACCGCUCCUCCCAGCUAUAAGCCAACUCCUCAAAACCCUCGAGUUCUACCUCAUCCUAAUCCCCUUCUCCAUAUACGUCGGCUUCUUCAACAGCGUGUCCUCGCUCCUCAACCAAAUCCUCGAACCCUACUCAUACACCGAAACCGAAGCCGGCAUUGCAGGAGGCCUUCUAAUCAUCGUUGGCCUCAUCGCCUCAGCCAUCAUCUCCCCCCUCACAGACCGCUACAAGCACUACCUCGCCACCAUCCGCACACUUGUCCCCAUCGUAGCAAUCACCUAUAUCGCCCUGAUCUUCGCCCCGCCCAGCCCCGCCGGCAUCGCACCAUCAUAUGUCGUGUGCUCCCUCCUCGGCGCGUCAUCCUUCGCCCUCCUCCCCGUCGUUCUAGAGUACCUGGUCGAAAUCACGUACCCUUUCUCCCCGGAGAUAGGAAGCACGAUCUGCUGGACGGGUGGGCAGUUAUUGGGCGCGAUAUUUAUUCUAGUUCAGGAUGCAUUGAAGGCCGGAGAGGACGCUUCCCCGCCGGUCAAUAUGCAAAAUGCGUUGAUUUUCUCUGCUGUCGUGGCGGUCGUGGCUGCACCGUGGCCGCUUUGCAUUGGCUGUUUUGGUCGUGAUGUGAGGAGACGGAGAUUGGAUGUUGAUCGAGGCGUGGAGCUGGGCCAGGAGGAGGAGGCUGCUGAGGUGCAGGGUGAUGAUGAUGCGGAGCGUAGAGCUGGAGCUGGGGAGGAUGAUACUAAGAAAGGAUUCUUGGGGUUGAGUGUGGCGUGGAGGAAGUAA